Messenger RNA from Colletes gigas, 876 nucleotides. Its product is annotated as 28 kDa heat- and acid-stable phosphoprotein. Gene Ontology annotation, molecular function: RNA binding. The coding region runs from base 190 to 774 and encodes 194 amino acids. The record is from RefSeq and is a predicted model, not a curated record. The transcript is spliced from 5 exons. Gene Ontology annotation, cellular component: cytosol. NCBI's taxonomy places the organism in Eukaryota, Metazoa, Arthropoda, Insecta, Hymenoptera, Colletidae.
GCUCCGUUGCUCCGUCUGGCAUCUCUGAAUCUGGCCACACUGGCUUGUAGUUGACGUUGAAAUCAGCAGCAGGGCAGUGUUGAUCUGACAUCAAACGAAUUUGUUCUUUCGUAGUAAAAAAAAGACCAUACUCGUCUCAAAUUUCUGUAAAAUAUUAUUUAGACUGCUGCAAGCCUUCGCUCCAAAAAAAUGCCGCGCGGUAAAUUUGUCGGUCACAAAGGCCGGAAUCGCCACUUUACUAAUCCUGAGGAGUUGGAGGAGCAGCGACGUCAGGAGGAAAUAAAAUUCCAUAUGAGAAAAUGUAAAGGUGACGAUGCAAACUCCAGCGACGAAAGUGGCGAAGAACCUAAAAGUCCUUAUCUUAGUGCUUCAGAAACUGAUAGUGAAAGUGAUUCAGAAUCAGAAUCUAAAGCAGAGGGAAAGGCAAAAGGUGUAGAAAACUUAAUUCAAGUUGAAAAUCCAAAUAGAGUACAAAAGAAAACAAAAAAAUUAUCAGAAUUAAAUAAGACUAUAGCCUUGAAAAAACCAGAAUUAUCUCGAAGAGAACGAGAGCAAUUAGAAAAGCAGAGAGCGUAUGCUAAUUAUCAGAAACUACAUGCUGCAGGUAAAACCGAUGAAGCUCGCGCAGAUCUAGCACGAUUAGCCAUAAUUAAACAACAACGAGAAGAGGCGGCGAAAAAACGGGAAGUUGAAAAGAAGCAGAAGGAACUUGCUCAACAGAAGAAAACGGAGCUUACGCAAAAAGCACUCGGCAAAAAAUCCUAUGACGUUUAAAUUCGAGUCAAUUACAAAUAUUUUGUCACUGCUUCUAUUACAUUAACAUUGCAAGCAGUUCAAACUCUACUUUCAUAUUGAUACUAUUUGACUAAAUCAAUU